UUGGGUUAUCUAUGGUUAUAUACAGAUAAAAAACUUUAAAAUCUUUCAUGAGGUAUGAGCAUUUCUUAUGAUAAAAAACUCCCUUCUCACUUCUCUUGUUACCAAACCUUCAGACAGUGGGUAUAAUACUGGGUUACAUGGGAGAAAUAUUAGUUUCUCAGUAGUUUUAAUAAAGGUGGAAAUUAGGUUCAUUGUAAUGUGAAGAAGUUUGUAUUUGGUUAAAUUUAUUUGUUUCUUAUCAAUACUGUUUUUUUUCAGGGUCCUUCUAUUCUUGGAUUUUCCUUUUUUCUUUUCACCUUUAUUUUUUCAGUAACUAUUACUUGAAGCUUAUCUAGUCACUCAACUAUUCUGUAAGCUAUUCUUAGUGUUGGUGCCACCUACAAACUUCCUGAAUUUAAACAAAGGAGGUAAAGAAACUCUCUUCCCUCCCCUCACCCCGGCUUUUAUUCAUGACCCAGAAACUUAUUUUUCCUUUGUUUUUAGGUAGUCUAGAAGGCCUUGAGGAACAUCAGUCUUCUCUCGUGCAACAGUUACCAUGGUGUUUGCUUGCAAUGACUCCUCCCUGUUGUGAGAAGAAUUUCUUUAGAGCAACUGAACACUGAGUCAUAGUUUGAAAAUCAAAAGUCAUAGCAGCUCUCUCCAUAGCAACUGAAAACUUUUCAAGGCAGCAAUAAACUAAUCCUCUCCAGCUUCCAGAGCACCAUCAAGGAAUUUUAAAAACAUUGGACUUCCAGCAGCUAAAAUACUUCUAAGGAUUCAGAAGGCCACAAAGCUAGAUACACAAGCAUUCUUUUACCCUUCAGAAGAUUCCUCAGGUUUCAAGUUUAAGCUGUGAAGUGCAAACAACAAUCCAACAUUCAGUGCAGAUCACGCACUGCAGGAAAAGGAGAUGUGUUUUCUGACCAAGCACCCAGCUCUUGGGAUGGUAUGUUCCGCUUUCAUAUUCAGCGUGCUCAUUGCUGAAGGACAGCUUGGGGAAGAGCAUGGGCAGAAUGGCAGCUAUGCUCCCAGCCGAGGCUAUCUGAUGGAAGUUUUACGCGUUCUUUCAGCUGACAACACUGAGCUCCACAUGAACCAUUCACAAGAACUGGUCAAAAUAUUACUGGAGAGAACUGAGUGCCCACAGCGGAUUUAUGGCAUGCAAGAGGAUUGUAAUCUGUGCCUUGAACCAGAUGCUUUAUUACUAAUAGCUGGUGGAAAUUUAGAAGACUAUCUCAGUGAAGAAGUAUUUGAGAGAAUUUCUCUUAUUCUUCUCUACUACAUUCUUCAUCGUAGAGAUGCAUGCUCUUCAGAACUCAGCUUGAAUAAUAAGGAUUAUAAGUUUUACCUACAGAGUAUGCUUAAUUUAAGACAUGAUGAAGACUGUUAUUAUUUUUCACGGAAUGAAACUGAAGAUAUUUUGGCUGCAGUAAGGCAACAUUUUAAAACUUCUGAAACCAAGUGUGUUGAUGUGAGUACUCUGGAGAAAAAUGCUGAUAUAAUGGACAAAGAUGGUGCUGAUGAAAACACUCUUCCACGCCUUGCUGCUUUAAUCAUUACUCUGGCUCUCCAAGGAGUCUGUAUGGGGAAAGCAACUUUGCCAUCCCCAGAGUUCUUUGUAAAAUAUAUUUUCAGUUCUCUAAACAGUACCACUGAACUCCGAGUGACAGAACUGGAACAACUACUAAAUGUGCUUGCAGCCAAAAAGACCUGCACUGUAAAUGGACAAUUUGACAGUCACAAAAGAAGACAUUAUAGUACAGCAAUCAGAGAUAUUGGAGUCAGAAAUAUUCCAGUCAAAGGAAAUCAUACAAAAGGAGAAUAUCUGAAAGGUUAUUCUGAAGAUCAUGAAAGGAACACAGAUUGGGACCAGGUUUGUUUCUCUGCCAAUGAACUGGUGAAGAUUUUUUUAAGAAACAGUUCUUCCUCCAUUUCUGAGGACCACUUCAAGCAAAUCAGUCCAGCUAUCAUUCAGCAGCUAUUAAGUUGUUCAUGUCAGCUUCCUGACUCCAAGAAGACAAAGCUUCCACCAACAACUCUGGAAAAAUAUGGUUACAGCACUCUUGCUGUUUUACUUAUUACUAUUGGAUCUAUGUUUGGUACAACCCUCAUUUUAUUUAACUCCUGCCAAGAAAUCUAUACACUCAUUUUACAGCUGUUUGUCGGUUUGGCUGUUGGGACUCUUUCUGGAGAUGCAUUGCUACACCUUAUUCCUCAGACUCUUGGUUUACACAAACAUGAAGCACAAGAGGUAGAACAUUUCUAUGAGGGGAAAGAAUAUAUUUGGAAACUUUUGGGAAUGAUUGGAGGAAUUCAUGGAUUUUUUCUGAUAGAAAAGUGUUUCUUUCUUCUGGUAACACCCCGUGACCAGAGAAGCCCAGAAGAUUCUGAGUCUGCUGAAGAUACUCCACAGAGUAAGGCCAUCAGCAAAAAAAGUAAGAAAAUUAGCUUGUUAGCAAUAAUGGUUCUGGUGGGUGAUAGUCUUCACAAUUUUGCUGAUGGCUUGGUAAUAGGAGCAGCAUUCUCAUCCUCAACAGAAGCAGGUGUAACAACAACGAUUGCUAUUUUAUGCCAUGAAAUUCCUCAUGAAAUGGGUGACUUUGCUGUGCUGCUAAGUACAGGGAUCCCCACAAAGAUUGCAAUUAUGAUGAAUUUCAUAAGCGCACUAACAGCAUUCUUAGGACUUUAUAUUGGCCUUUCUGUAUCAGCUGAACCAUGCAUUCAAAACUGGAUUUUUACUGUUACAGCCGGAAUGUUCUUGUAUUUAUCUUUAGCAGAAAUGCUUCCUGAAAUGACUCAUAUUCAGACACGGCGACCCUGGUUGAUGUUUCUCCUACAGAACCUUGGAUUACUAUUAGGCUGGCUUUGCCUCUUACUUUUGGCUUUAUAUGAACAGAAAAUUAAAAUAUAAGUUUUCUGCUGAAAACCUUGAAGUACCACUUAUGACAGUGGAUAGCAUUAUUCACAAUCGUGUCAUGUCUGCUAUAGUGAUAUAUAAAUUGAGUCGCUGGGAUUUUAUAUCUGAAAAUAGAUAACUAUUUCAGUUUAUUAACUUAUUGUUCAAAUUUAGUUUUUUGGUUUUGUGUGUUUUUUUUUGUUGUUUGUUUGGGUUUUUUUUGUAAAAAUGAAUGUUUAGAAUUAUGUUUUAUUUGUUACUGAGUCUACCAGAUACAAUGCUCAAACUCACAGGAGCUUUUAAUUAGUUUUUAUUGAGACUAUUCUAGUUGAAUGCUCUAAGUGAUCUCUACCAGUCAGAUUUAAGAAUAAAACGUUUUUAUAUACAAUAAUUAAAGUGGACUAACCAUAGCUGAAUAAUUUGAAGCAGAAAUGUUUUCUGCCUCUUAGUACAAAAAUAAAUGUAUUUCUAUAAAACUAAAAAGUAUAGCAGAACUAAAUUCUUAAAUGGCAUACAGCAUCUGCUCUAUCUACUUUGUCACCAUAAAGAUCCUCAGUAGUCAUAUAUUACUGAUCCACUGUGGCAGGUAAAAAAUGACAAGAAUAAGUAUUGAAGUUUAUGAUCUAGAAAUCUGAGAAUGACCUUUUCUGACUUUAAUAUAGCUUCUCAUAUGUGUGAUGAAUCUGUGACAGUAAAGCAUUGGACUAUAGCAACUGUCAGAGUAACUGCCUUCUGCAUUAUCCCAGCUCUGAUGAUUGCUCAUAUCAAAUGCUUCUGAAGAAAUAUGUUAAUAAGAAAUAUGUUUAAAUUGUUUCUCCCUGAUAUUGCUUCCAGGCUUCUCAAAAUUAGGGAUUGCUUGAGCCAGAUGUUGUUUCUGAGCCUUCAUGUUUAAUAAACACCAACAGUGCCUUCCCGUCAGCAAUUAGCUUAUUCAUACAGAUGUGAAGUGCAUUUGUGGAAAGAGCAGAGCAUUUUCAAUUGUCUAAAGUGCCUGUAGCUGUGCUCUCUAAGGGCCUCACUGCAACUCUUUCUAUCCUGAGUGAUUUUUGUUCAAUUAGCCCUUUUGAUUUCAGGGGAAUUCUGCAUAAGUUGAUAUGACUCAUUUAAUUUAGUAUUGCAGAAUCAAACCUGAAAAAAAUAUACAAGUUCUGCCCUGAUUCUGAGGUGCUGAGCAACCUCCAGGAGGUACUGAGCAACACUCAGCUCUGCAAUUUCUGCUACUUACAUGCUAUCAGCUUUUUGGGUAAGAUCUCCCCACUACCUUAUUUGUAUUUUUGUAUGAGACCCAAGAUGUAUUCUUUCUCCCUCCUCUGAUUAACUGUGGAAUUAGGGAGAACAAGCUACAGAACAAACAUAUAUUCUUUAUGCAGCAAGUGGAUAUUUUCUUUUCCUUUCUUUAUCUCAAGCUUGAAAUAUGGCUACAUUAUGACUCAAUGACUGUCCCACCAUGUGUCCUGUUUAUUUGGCAGCUCCUACUGAAGGUACAAUUAUUCUCAUAUUACAGAGGGGAAUAGAGUCUACUGUCCUAGAGCAGACUGUCAGAACUGAUAGUUUUCAAAGGCUUCAUAGGCACCAUACUACUUUUUUCAAAAUACAAAGUGAAAAUAGAUCUGAACAUCAUUAGUUACAAUAGCCAAGAUUCAUGGGCUUGUGAACCCCUUAGUCAUCCGCAGACCCUUGGGUAAAACACUGAAGGAUCAUUUUAAAAGUAGACAGACACUCAUGUAAAGUGCCUGCUAGUUAUGAGAAUCUGUAGCAAAUACCCCAAUACACACCUAAAUGUACACCUAGGCAUAUACAUACCUUCAGAAACCUUGUCCCAGGCAAUUUAUCUAAGGUCACACAUGAAGUCUCUAUCUGACUAGGGAAAUGAUCUGAGCUGCUUUAAGCUCCAAAGGAAAUUCCUAGCUUGUUUUAUUUAGGUGUAGAAAUAUUAUGACUGCUUUUUCUGUUGAUUUAACUCUGAAAGAUGAGCUGAGAAGCUAUGACUGAUGCUUCUCUUUUCAAAGUUUACAUUUUUCAGGAGUUUGUGCUUGCUUUUAAUAAGGUAAGAUUUUCAUUUUUUUUUUUAAGUGGUUCCCAGUAUUUCAUCUGUUUUUAUGGGCACCGAGUCACUCCAUGACUUUCAGCUGUGACAGUCAAUUCAAGCAAUAGCAGGACACCGCUGGACGUAAACAAAAUCUAUUCUUGUAUCUAAUGGUGCAAAUGAAUAUUGGAAACAUUUGUUAUUUCAAAGAGAAGAGCUACCACAGUUUGAAUGUUUAUGUAUGCAUAAUAUUCACUACCACAGAAAACAAGGUUACCAAUACGAUCGUGUUUUGACAAUG
Molecule: messenger RNA, 5202 nt
Organism: Pezoporus occidentalis (night parrot)
Lineage: Eukaryota; Metazoa; Chordata; Aves; Psittaciformes; Psittacidae
Gene: SLC39A12
Product: solute carrier family 39 member 12
Exons: 13
Coding region: 890-2890 (666 amino acids)
Biological process (GO): intracellular monoatomic cation homeostasis; zinc ion import across plasma membrane
Cellular component (GO): plasma membrane
Molecular function (GO): monoatomic cation:bicarbonate symporter activity; zinc ion transmembrane transporter activity
Source: RefSeq, a predicted model, not a curated record